Solanum lycopersicum (tomato) is the source of this 1144-nucleotide messenger RNA. Its product is annotated as oxaloacetate tautomerase FAHD1, mitochondrial. Gene Ontology annotation, cellular component: mitochondrion. Gene Ontology annotation, molecular function: acetylpyruvate hydrolase activity. Lineage: Eukaryota; Viridiplantae; Streptophyta; Magnoliopsida; Solanales; Solanaceae. The record is from RefSeq and is a predicted model, not a curated record.
GAAUUUCAGAAUAUCAGUUUGAAAGAAAAAAAAUCGCACUUAUGCUUAAAUAGUGGUACAUCAAGCUGUUCCCAGGAAACCAAAUUUUGGGAAAGAAGCAGCAACAAAGCAUAGGAGAAUUUCUCUUCAUCUGCUACACACUACACACAUUGUUGGUCUCCAUUUCCGUUUCUGGCAGACUUUUCACAAACCUAUAUAUAUAUAUACUACUAUGUAUGCGAAAAUUCAAACAUUCACCAUUGCUCGAAACCUAGUGUGCAGUAGCGGUAGAGCAAUCGCUAAAUCAUUUUCAUCAAGGAACAUGGCCACCACCGGCGCCGCGACGGCAGACCAUCGGAACCUUAUCAGCGUCGGAAGUAAGAUUAUCGCCGUCGGUCGUAACUACGCCGCUCACGCCAAAGAACUCGGCAACGCCGUGCCUAAGGAGCCAGUAUUGUUUAUGAAGCCCACAUCAUCGUAUUUAGAGAACGGAGGGACAAUAGAAGUUCCUUAUCCAUUGGAAUCACUGGAUCACGAGGUGGAGUUGGCAGUUGUCAUCAGCAAAAGAGCUAGGGAUGUACCUGAAGCCACUGCUAUGGAGUAUGUUGGAGGCUAUGCACUUGGCUUGGAUAUGACUGCAAGGGAGAUCCAAGCUACCGCAAAGUCUGCAGGCCUGCCAUGGACUGUUGCUAAGGGUCAAGACACAUUCACUCCUAUCAGCUCAGUUUUACCACAGUCCAUGGUGCCAGAUCCCCAUGACAUAGAGUUGUGGCUAAAGGUUGAUGGAGAACUUCGCCAAAAAGGCUCAACAAGAGAUAUGAUAUUUAAGAUCCCAUAUUUGAUUAGCCACAUAAGUUCUAUCAUGACUCUUCUCCAGGGAGAUGUUAUUUUAACUGGGACUCCCAAAGGAGUUGGUCCUGUUAAGGUUGGUCAAAAGAUUGAUGCUGGCAUAACAGGUCUCCUGGAUGUGCACUUUGAUGUUGGAAGACGCCCAGGAGAGAAACAGCAGUGAUUCACAAUAAGUUUAUCUUUUUUUGUUUGUUGUAUACUUGACCCACUUGUUUGUGGAUAUUCUGAAUUUUCCUUCCCAUGAUUACUAGGAUAUUUUGUACAAUAACAAAACCAUCAACUUGUAUCUUUUCAAAUAAAAUUACAAGUUGAAAUA